GCUAAACUCAGCUUCAAGAAUUUUCUUGCAUAACAAGAAAGUAUUAAAGCUUUGUCUUAACUCAAGAGACGAGAGAGAUGACAGAGAAGGAUCUUCUUUACGACACAAUACUUGCUCGUAGCUUUAGCAGAAACGAGCAGAAGAGACUUGGCUAUGGAGCUUUCAUUGCCUCUCUUCUCUUCGUCUUCACUCUUUGCACUGUCUUUAAACCUUAUCUCAGCCCUUUACCAAUCGUGGAGUUGCAAUUACCAGUGAACGCUGGUCUUAGGAUUCUAAGAAUAACAGAAACGCAGAAACCUCAAGCGUCAAGUAGCACCAACAAUGCAACAUCUGGAGAUUUUGAGAAUCUGGCUCUCUCUAAUGAUCAAAUCAACAUUACAUUAAAUGCAGCCACUCCUCAGAGCUUAACUAGUUCUAAUGAUCAUGAGCUUAGUGUCUACAACGACACAAGCUUGCCCAAGGCCGAGAAUCAUAUUGAUUCGUUUAACUCUACUACUAACACAACAAUCUCUAAAGAACAAGUUAUUACAGAAGGAAAUAAAAUGGAGAAAACAAUGAAACCUAUAUGUAAGAAGCUAGCAAGAACCGAUAUAUGCGAAUUAAACGGCGACGUAAGAGUCCACGGUAAAUCCGCGACGAUUCAUGCAACAAUCGCGUUUGCGUUUUCAGGAAACUCCACGUGGCAAAUUCGACCAUACGCGAGAAAAGGUGACGUGGCGGCGAUGAAUCAAGUGAGAGAAUGGACUUUGAAACUGAAACAAAAAAACGUCGAGAACGCUAAUUUCUCGCGUUGCGUUAGGAAUCACAGCGUCCCGGCGAUACUAUUCUCUCUCGGAGGCUACUCGAUGAACAACUUCCACGAUUUCACCGACAUCGUGAUCCCUCUCUACACGACGGCGCGUAGAUUCAACGGAGAGGUUCAAUUCCUCGUAACGAACAAGAAUCAGCCGUGGAUCAACAAAUUUAAAAAUAUAUUAAAGAGUCUCUCGAACUAUGAACUCAUUUACAUCGACGAAGAAAACGAAACGCAGUGUUUCAGCAGCGUAACCGUCGGUCUCAACCGUCACCGUGAGUAUUACAAAGAGCUAACAAUCGAUUCCGAUUCCGAGUAUUCGAUGUCCGAUUUCAGAAGAUUCCUUAGAGACACAUACUCGCUGCGUAACGCCGCGGCGAGGCCCGUGAUCACGAGGCGGAAUCAACGGCGUAAGCCACGGAUGCUGAUUUUAGCGAGGGGGAGAUCGCGAGCCUUCACGAACGCCGGCGCGAUCGCUAGAUCCGCGAGGCGAAUCGGAUUCAGAGUCGCGGUGGCGGAAGCGAACGCAGACGUCGCGAGUUUCGCACAGACGGUGAAUUCGUGCGACGUUAUGGUCGGCGUUCACGGCGCGGGGCUCACGAACAUGGUGUUCUUGCCGGAGAACGCCGUCGUGAUUCAGAUUCUUCCGAUCGGUGGAUUCGAGUGGCUCGCGAAGACGGAUUUCGAGGAGCCUUCGAAGGGGAUGAGUCUGAGGUAUUUGGAGUAUAAGAUCGCGGAGGAGGAGAGCACGCUUUUGCGGCGGUACGGACGCGAUCAUGAGAUCGUGAGAGAUCCUUCGGCGGUUGGGAAACGCGGGUGGGAGAUGUUCCAGUCGGUUUAUUUGGUGCAGCAGAAUGUGAGUAUUGAUAUAAACCGGUUUAAACCGGUUCUUGUCAAAGCUUUCGAGCUAUUGCAGAUGCAGGCG
Molecule: messenger RNA, 1718 nt
Organism: Eruca vesicaria subsp. sativa (arugula)
Lineage: Eukaryota; Viridiplantae; Streptophyta; Magnoliopsida; Brassicales; Brassicaceae
Source: the annotation of a GenBank genome assembly